This is a messenger RNA of Carcharodon carcharias (great white shark), 1402 nucleotides long. RefSeq names its product calpain-2 catalytic subunit-like. The transcript is spliced from 10 exons. Lineage: Eukaryota; Metazoa; Chordata; Chondrichthyes; Lamniformes; Lamnidae. Gene Ontology annotation, cellular component: cytoplasm. Bases 56 to 1402 code for a protein of 448 amino acids. Gene Ontology annotation, molecular function: calcium-dependent cysteine-type endopeptidase activity. Gene Ontology annotation, biological process: negative regulation of apoptotic process; proteolysis. The record is from RefSeq and is a predicted model, not a curated record.
GGAACAGGUAACAAGCGGAGUUGGGAGAACCAGGAUCAGAAGCGGAGACAGCAGCAUGGGGAACGUUGACUCUAACUUUCCGGGGGAGGUCGAGGUCCCUCCCGCGGGGGUCACCAAGCCCCCUACCCCGGGGCCGCGACCCGGGAGCCGGGAGAACCCGGUGCGGUUUCAGGGUCAGGAUUACUGGAAAAUCCGGAACCAGCUACUGCGGGACGAGCGGCUUUUCGAAGAUCCCAAUUUUCCGGCUGGGGAGGAGUCGCUGGGUCCGCUGAUGAAGACAGGGGUCGAGUGGAUUCGAGCCACUGAUCUCUUUAGACACCCUCAGUUUUUUGUGGAGUCAAUCAGUAUCACGGAUAUCUGUCAGGGAGAGCUGGGUGACUGUUGGUUCCUGGCUGCCAUGUCUUCCCUGACCCUGGAUGAAAAUUUCUUCACCUAUGUGGUUCCCAGUGACCAGAGCUUUCAGAAGAUGUACGCUGGGAUCUUCCGCUUUCGGUUCUGGCAAUACGGGAAAUGGGUGGAGGUUGUGGUCGAUGAUCGACUCCCAACAAAGAACCGGAGGCUGAUCUUCACCUCUUCAUCCUCACGGAAUGAGCUCUGGAGCGCUCUGCUGGAAAAGGCUUAUGCCAAGGUUUAUGGUUCCUAUUCCAGCUUAUCCGGUGGGAAUGUGUCUGUAGCGAUGGCAGAUUUCACUGGUGGGAUUGCCGUAUCUUUCAACCUGAGCUCCACCCCCCCGGAUUUCCUGUGGUUGCUGGUUAAGCGAGCACUCACCAAACAGACAUUGGCUUCUUGUGCUAUCGAGGCCACAAGCCAACAGGAUUUGGAGAAGGACAAUGGCCUUGGCUUACUGAAGGCACACGCUUACGCUAUCACGGAGGCUGACACAGUGAGGCAGGGGACCUCCACGAUAAAACUCCUCCGACUGCGCAAUCCAUGGGGCCACAAGGAGUACACUGGGCCGUGGAGUGACAGGUCCCCCUUGUGGAACAGCGUUAGUGACCAGGAGAAGGCCGGGCUCAAGCUGAAGAUUAAGGAUGACGGGGAAUUCUGGAUGCCAGCCAACAUUUUCUGUGAGAACUUCACAGGCAUCGAGCUGUGUAGCCUGCAGCCCCUCUGUCAACACAGCACCACCUGCGUCUGGGCUAUUACCUCCCAUGAGGGCAAAUGGAUGGCGGGGAUCAGCGCCGGCGGAACCCCCAACGAAGACACCUUCUGGACAAACCCUCAGUUCAGGCUGACACUGUUUGAGAAGGAUGAUGAUGCAGGUGAUGAUAAGCUCUCCUGCACAAUCGCUGUGGAUCUCAUGCAGAAAUAUCGCCGGCAGAAAGAUAAGACAGAUUACCACUACAUCGCUUUCUACAUCUACGAGGUGAGUAAAUCCAAAAUCAUCAGUUACACAGAAUGA